This is a messenger RNA of Branchiostoma floridae (Florida lancelet), 3075 nucleotides long. RefSeq lists its product as uncharacterized. Lineage: Eukaryota; Metazoa; Chordata; Leptocardii; Amphioxiformes; Branchiostomatidae. The record is from RefSeq and is a predicted model, not a curated record. The coding region runs from base 493 to 3075 and encodes 860 amino acids. The transcript is spliced from 3 exons.
UUCCUGUUCUAGUACAGGAGGUCACAGGAGGUCGUGUAGCAUCUGGGAGAUGACCUUUCAGGUCAGAUAACAUACACUGUUACAACUGCGUACUGCAGGAAAAUUCUCUGGCUUUAAAUACGAUUUUGAUGCCUUUUCUUCUUGGAGUUUGUUGCAAUCUUUGAAUGUCAAGGGUGGUCCUUUUUCGCGCAGGAGUUUAUUUGGACUGAAGAUAAGACCAGCUGGCUUGAAUAUAAAGAAGGAGGGGGCAUUUGUAGAUAUCUGUGCAACAAUAGUUACCUGAACAAGAUUUCUUUGAAGAACUAUGGAUAUCACCACGGAAAGCAUCUGCCUUGUCCCACGCAAAUCUGAUUUAUUGCAGUUGUGAGCCGGACUUGUGACCUUUAACACCAACACCCGAAACAUUAGACUACAACAGUGCUAAGUCCCAGCAGUCAGCAGAGGUACUGAAAUCAGUUACCCCGUAUAGAAAGGAAAUAUACCAUAAAUAUCAUGGCUCGAAGCAAACGCAAAAGUGUGGAGCAAAGAAGAAAAUUAAUUGCGCAGUACAAUAGCAGGCAAAGAGAAGGAGAGACACCAAAUACUGCUGCGAAACGUCGUGAAUCAAAUAGGGUCGGCAUGAAGCGACACAGAGCACAGGAGUCAGAAGAGACUACAGAAAAACGUCGUGCGUCAAAUAGGGUCGGCAUGAAGCGACACAGAGCACAGGAGUCAGAAGAGACUACAGAAAAACGUCGUGCAUCAAAUAGGGUCGGCAUGAAGCGACACAGAGCACAGGAGUCAGAAGAGUCUACAGCAAAACGACGGGCAGCAGAUAAGAGUCAUAAAAAACGACACAGAGCACAGGAGUCAGAAGAGUCUACAGCAAAACGACGGGCAGCAGAUAAGAGUCAUAAAAAACGACACAGAGCACAGGAGUCAGCAGCGACUACAGCAAAACGACGGGCAGCAGAUAAGAGUCAUAAAAAACGACACAGAGCACAGGAGUCAGCAGCGACUACAGCAAAACGACAAGCAUUAAAUAGGGUCGGAAUGAAGCGACAAAGAGAACAGGAGACAGCAGAGACUACUGCGAAACGCCGUAAAACUGCAAGGACAAUUAUGAACAGAUGCAGAAGAAAAAAACAAAGCGAAGAAGCGACGAUUGAUAAGUGCGCUUCAACUUUCUUAUCUAAAAUAGCCGAGGGACCAAUAUAUGCUUGUAUCUCCUGUUGUCGGCUGCUCUAUAGAUCAACUGUUAGAGAGCUCAAGGUUGAGAAUUACACAACAAAUGAAAAUACAGAGAAAAUACUAAACUGCACAACUGGUACCCAAGUUAAUGGUAAAUAUUGGGUAUGUAUGACCUGCCACAACGCUCUCAAGCAAGGGAGAGUCCCAACACAGUCAUGGGGAAACAACCUGGAGCUUGAUGAAGUGCCGCCUCAGUUGAAAGAUCUGCGGCCAUUGGAACUGAGGCUCAUCAGCCAAAGGAUCCCCUUCAUGAAACUGGUUGGAUUGCCAAGAGGAGGACAGAAAGCCAUACAUGGUAGUGCCGUGAAUGUUCCAACUAAAUUACAGACAAUCACAUCGCUUUUACCGAGACUUCCAGCAACAGCUGAGGUGGUGCCACUGAAGUUGAAGCGACGUCUUUGCUAUCAAGGUCAUUACAUGUAUGAGUACAUUCGUCCCAAGAAAGUUGUGGAUGCCCUGGUAUGGCUGAAGGACAACAACCCUCUCUACAAGGACAUCACCAUUUGUCCUGACUGGGAACGUGAAUGGGAGGGCGAUGAUCCUGAUUUGUGGGAAGCCAUGACAGGAAGAAUAACAGACAACAGGGACAGGGAGGUAACAUCCAGCACCAGAGAGGAUGGUCCCAGUACAGCAAAUGACCAUCAUGCUGAAACUGCUUUAGAAACAGAAAGGGGGGACAUUGAUUUGGAAGAAGAGGAAGACAGGAUUUCGUUUGAGCAAACAAGUCAGCUACGUGGGCUUCCGUACGACACCAUGCUACAAGAUGAGCGCGUAGCUGACGGGGAGUGCACAUAUUCUGUGGCGCCUGGAGAACACCAAAAACCAUGCCCAUUUCUCACUGAUGAAAAGUUCGAAGAGAUGGCAAACCCGUCAAAAUACCCAUUUGGUCGUGGUGGUUUACUCCAGGAGCGAAGUACAAAUAUCACACCUCGAAAAUACUUCAAUCAAAGACUUCUGCACCAGGAUGGAAGAUUUGCAAGGGAUAUAGAGUACUUAUUGACCGCACAGUAUACAGUAGAAGCAAAACAAGUCAGAGACUCUAUUCAGAUUUCUAUGCGGCAAACUCGAGGUCACACUUUCCAAAAUAAGACAAUAAAUGCUGGUCUGAUGAAGAAUACAGACAAUGUUCAAGCUAUGCUCCGAACGGACAUGGCAUUCAAAUUCAUGAGGAAUAUCCGGGGAUCACCAGCUUACUGGAACACUGUUUUACUGGACUUACUGGCCAUGGUUAGACAGCUCGGCAUACCAACCUGGUUCCUUACCCUGUCAGCUGCAGACAUGCAGUGGCCAGAAGUUAUUCAGAGCAUCGCUCAUCAGUACGGAAAGACACUGACUGCUGAAGACAUUAAGAACAUGCCAUGGGAAGAGAAGUGUAGUUGGCUACGAUACAAUCCGGUAACAGCAGCUCGCCAGUUCAAUCAUCGACUGAAUGUGUUUUUCAAGGAGUUCAUCGGAGGCAAGGCCAACCCUAUCGGCGAACUCCAGGACUUCAUGAUUCGUAUAGAAUUUCAAGCCAGAGGAUCCCCCCACGCCCAUACCAUUCUUUGGAUGAAAAAUGCUCCAAAACUAAAUGUAAACAGCGACAAGGACAUCAUCGCCUUCAUCAACAAACAUCAAACAUGUGCAAUUCCGGAUGAAGAACAAAGUGACCUCAGGAACUUGGUCCUCUCUUUACAAAGACACGUCCAUUCAGCUACGUGCCGAAAAGGAGGGGGAUGUAGAUUCAAAUUCCCCCACCAGCCUAGCAAAGAGACAGUGAUUGCCCGGCCUGAUCAAGAAGAACUGAUCGAUGUUCAAAAGAAGCAGAAGGAGGUGCUCAGCAAAAUGCAUAUGAACAGGCAUUGA